Messenger RNA from Durusdinium trenchii, 1625 nucleotides. The record is from the annotation of a GenBank genome assembly. Lineage: Eukaryota; Dinophyceae; Suessiales; Symbiodiniaceae.
GUGGUCACCGCGGAGAUGCUGGUGAGCUCCGCACGAGAUGGGGGCGGGAUGGAGGCCAAACGGCGCCAAACGGGUGGACUCCAAUUCUCUCCUUGAAUCAAGCUGGUGACGCAGGAAACGGGUUGGGGCCAAAAAGUCUGAAUCUGGGGACUCGACGACAAUCCAAUUACAACCCACCGGUAUGUAGAUGUAUGCAGUACAUUCGCCUGACAAUCAGGUACAGUCCCUCCAUGGUGGAUUCCAAUUACCAGUCCAUAUUUUGUAGCCUCCUUCGGGUGACCUUGGGGGAUCGAUGGGCUCCAAACCCAAGCCAUGGACUGUUCCCAUAUACUUCCAAGGUCAACCAUUCAUCCAUGUCCAUAUGUCCAUAUAUCCAGAUCCAUCAAACCAUCCCCAAGAGCCUCCCGAAGCUUCUCCCCAGGUUGCUGAAGACGAUUUGCCGGAGAACUUCGACUGGCGCAACGUGAAUGGCCGGAAUCUCGUGACCAGUGACGUGAAUCAACACAUUCCCCAAUAUUGUGGGUCCUGCUGGAUCCAUGGCACCACGGCCUCGCUGAACGAUCGCAUCAAGGUGAUGCGCAACGGCCAAUUCCCCGACGUGAUGCUGUCGAGGCAGGUGCUGAUGAACUGUGUGCCCUCGCCGAACAAGAGCUUGCCCCCGCCGGGCUGCGACGGAGGAGAUCCCUGGAUGAUCCACCAGUACCUGAAGGAACAUGAUGUCCCAGAUGAGACUUGCAUGCCUUACCAGGCCAAAAACAUGGAGUGUACACCCAUGGACCAGUGUCGGAACUGCUUGCCCGGCCACGGCUGCUGGUCCAUCAAGACCUGGACGGGCUAUGGCGUGAGCUCCUAUGGCAACCUCUCUGGCGAGGUUGCAAUGAUGAAGGAGAUCUACGCCCGAGGGCCCAUCACUUGCUCCUUUGCAACGGAUGAUGAGUUUAUGAUGAACUUCAGUCAGAACGUCAUGGAGCACGAGGGUGUUUACAGCACCAAGAAGACCUACACGGAGGAUCAGGUGGACCACAACAUGGAAGUGACCGGCUGGGGAGUGACCAACUCCGGGACCAAGUACUGGGUGAUUCGCAACUCUUGGGGCACCUACUUUGGCAGUAACGGAUGGGUGAAGCUUGAACGUGGCAAGAACAUGCUCAUGAGUGAAGCAGACUGUGAUUGGUCCAUCCCCCGCUUCGAGGGAUUGGAUGAGGUGCUUGCAGGAAAAGUCCUGGGCAGCUACAUGGCGGGGAUGACCACAAAGGUUGAGAGCGAGAAGUUGAAAGAAACGCUCAAGGCGCCAAAGUUCAAGACGCUCCCCACUGUACUUGAGCAGUCGCGGUCGAGGACGCAGGAGUCUGCCCUGGUGGAGACCUUUCGGGUGUUCCAAGUCGCAUUGGUCGCGCUCUCACUGCUGGCCGUCGGCUAUGCUGCUGGCAAACUCCGUGCGCGGAGGGACUCGAGGGAGAAGACGCAGCCAUUGUUGGGACAUGACUACUAGAGCGCUCUGGAGUCAGGCUGUGUUCUGGACCUUGUAUGGCUUUUGAUCUCUUGUACCAAACGUAUCUCGCUGAAGUCGAAGCAAGACUCAGAUCCUCUCUUUUGGCCGUGGAGAAAGACUCCCUGCGGCGUGC